AUGGCCAAGAAAAAGAACUUCCAGCCAAAUGGCUCACAUUCUGAGCACUUCGCUCGCUUCUUCAUCUUCAAAGCGCAAGAAGCCAAGGGCCUUGGCAUCUCUGCUCUUGAAGCUGAUUACUCUUGGGAGACCUACCUGAACGAGAACGAAGUCCAAGUCCAAGCUUGUGCUCAAGACCAUCCUGGGCCUGACGACGACACCACCAAGAAAGUGCGUUCGAAUUUCCACCGUCAAGCCACUGGCUUCAAGACUUGGCUUGUUUCCGGUGCUGGAUACCCUGCCUCCUUUCAACGCGACUCUGGUUUGACUGACUCUGGCCUCGCCGGUAGCUGUGCCAACAACCCCCAGCAACCAGGAGAUCUUGGAGAAGACAAUCCAGAGGGAGCAGCCAAAGAGCCCAAUCCUGAUCCGGACAUCCCUUUUGCUGGUCCACCUGACGCCGAGGAACCGGAACCACCCAAGAAGCCAGCCAAGAAGCAGCCAAAGACCAAGACCGAAGAGGAUCUCCAUGGUGCAUUCGAGAAUUUGGAUUUAGACUUGACCGAAACAGAUAUGAAGCUCAAGAUGUUUUCGCUUGAGGAGGUGAAGAUCCGCGGUGGUGUUGUGAAGAUGUGCAACAUCCUGGGAGUCCAGAUCCGUGUGCCCCCUGGUGCCGUGCUGACAAGGGCAGCUCCCUUUGCAAGCAGCGCUGGAAGGACCAGAAUGUGGAUUUGGCAGCCCGCAUUGCCACCCAGAUUGAUGAUGUGUGCUGGAUGGACACUGCUGCUGGUGUUGAUUAUGAGAAGGAGGAUGUAA
Seminavis robusta is the source of this 795-nucleotide messenger RNA. NCBI's taxonomy places the organism in Eukaryota, Bacillariophyta, Bacillariophyceae, Naviculales, Naviculaceae. The record is from the annotation of a GenBank genome assembly.